Molecule: messenger RNA, 1780 nt
Organism: Tigriopus californicus
Lineage: Eukaryota; Metazoa; Arthropoda; Copepoda; Harpacticoida; Harpacticidae
Product: CAAX prenyl protease 1 homolog
Exons: 3
Coding region: 287-1678 (463 amino acids)
Biological process (GO): CAAX-box protein processing
Cellular component (GO): endoplasmic reticulum membrane
Molecular function (GO): metalloendopeptidase activity
Source: RefSeq, a predicted model, not a curated record
CCUUUGCCCAGCCUUUCUCGUUAAACAUCACAGAUUUAUGGAUUGAACAUGAACAUGUUGUUUCAUCCAAUGACUCGAUUCCACGUUUUAUACUGAAGUUUUUGGCCUAAAACCAUGACAAAAAUUCGAUUUUUAACAAACUAGUCAUAACACAUCGGAUAUUUCUACAUUUUCUCACGUGGCCUACUCCAGCAAACUGUGUUAUUUAACGGGCAAGAUACCGCUACCAGAAGUAGCAACUUGAGUGGAACAAUCUGCUCCAAAUCCGUUCCCUGUUAAUGUGAAGAUGGAUCCGGAUUUGAUCUUCUAUGGCGUGUUGGGCUUUGCCUGGAUCGAGUUCCUGUGGGAAGCCUACUUGAGUCACCGUCAGCGCCGUGUCUAUGCCACCCACACUCACUUGCCCGCCCAACUCACAUCUAUCAUGAGUGCCGAAACCUUCGAAAAGGCCCGUUCCUACGCUUUGGACAAGUCCAGAUUUGGCGCCGUCGAGGGCAUCUUUAGCCAGGUUCUCUCCACGGCUCUCAUGUGGUUUCUGGCCUUCAAGCAUGUCUGGAGCUUCUCAGGUGAUUUCCUUGACAAGCAAGGCUACAAGGCCGAAGAAAACGAGAUUCUGCGAUCCAUCGUACUCACCGUCAUCUUCAAUGUCUUCAAUACCAUCAUCGGAUUACCGUUCAGCGUGUAUAGCACCUUCGUUUUGGAGGAGAAACACGGGUUCAACAAGCAAACCGUUGGAUUUUUCAUCAAAGACAAGAUCAAAUCCUUCAUCAUCUCGCAGGCCAUUAUGAUCCCUCUGUUGGCGGUGGUGAUCAAAAUUAUCCAAGAGGGUGGAGACUACUUCUUCGUGUAUCUGUGGGGCUUUAUCCUGGUGUUCACCAUGUUCAUGAUGGUCAUUUACCCGGAGUUUAUCGCUCCGUUGUUCGACAAGUACACCCCUUUGCCAGAGGGCGAUUUACGGCACAAGAUUGAGGAGUUGGCCGCUUCCAUCGAUUUCCCUCUUUACAAGUUGUUUGUGGUGGAAGGAUCCAAACGGUCCACCCAUAGUAACGCCUACUUCUACGGCUUCUUCAACUUCAAGCGAAUCGUUCUGUUUGAUACCCUCCUCGAGGCGUCAGAGCGUGAAAAGCUCAAGAGUGAUGAGGAUAAGCAGAAGGAGAAGGAGGAGGACGCCAAUCAAAACGAAGAAGAGAGGAAGAAGAAAGAAGAGGAAAAGACCAAAGGCUGCACCACGGACGAGAUCUUGGCCGUUCUAGGACACGAACUCGGACAUUGGAAGCUCAAUCAUGUGUUGAAGAACAUUCUCAUCUCUCAGGUGCACAUCUUCUUAAUGUUCGCCUUAUUCGGGUACUUAUUCAAAUAUCAACCGUUGUACACGGCAUUCGGAUUCCCUCAGCAGACGCCCAUCUUGAUGGGCCUCAUGAUCAUCAUGCAGUACAUCACCGCUCCUUACAACGCCCUCUUGAACUUCCUGAUGACCUGCUUAAGCCGACGAUUCGAGUUCCAAGCCGACGAAUUCGCACAAGGCUUGGGGAAAUCCAAAGACCUCAAGACCGCUUUGGUCAAGCUUCAAAACGAUAAUUUGUCAUUCCCGAUCUUUGACAAGCUCUACACGGCUUGGCAUCAUUCGCAUCCUCCACUAUUAGAGCGAUUGGAAGCUUUGGAGGAUAAAAAGCAGAAAUGAACGUGAAAGCACAAAUUUCUGUACAUUUUUUUUUAUCAACACUUUUUGGUUUGUUUUGCCCUGAUUUUCUCAUUUACUGAUAAAUACAUAUCCUCAGUUUGA